Messenger RNA from Apis florea (little honeybee), 918 nucleotides. RefSeq names its product Vesicle transport protein Use1 (gene Use1). Lineage: Eukaryota; Metazoa; Arthropoda; Insecta; Hymenoptera; Apidae. Gene Ontology annotation, cellular component: endoplasmic reticulum; SNARE complex. The record is from RefSeq and is a predicted model, not a curated record. Gene Ontology annotation, biological process: retrograde vesicle-mediated transport, Golgi to endoplasmic reticulum. Gene Ontology annotation, molecular function: SNAP receptor activity.
AUUUAUUCAUAAAAUUUUUUAUAAAUAUUUAUUGAUUGUGUCAGAAAUGAAUCAAAUAUCUAGAGAAGAAAUAAAUAUCAGACGACUUUUAACAAGAUGUGAAUUAAUGGCAAAAGAUGAUCCUCAUAAAGAUUGGAAACUUGAAAAGAUAUCAAUUAUUUCAGUAUAUCUUUACUUUGGAUAAUAUGAUUAAGCAUUUACAAACAUUAUCAAGUAAACCAUCUAAAGAUACUAUGAUGAGUUAUAUUAAACGAAUAGAUUUUUUAAAAGGUUUAAUAAAUACUUCUAAACUUACAAAUCCAGUAGACAGAGUUGUAGCAGUACAAAUGUUACCAAAAAAUUCUACGACUUUUAAUGAUUCAAUUGGUCCAAAUAUAACAACCCAAAUACAUCAAAAAACUUCAGCAAAAUAUAACAGAGAAUUACGAGCUGAGUUAUUUCAUAAUGAUAAAGGAAUAUCAGAAGAUGGUAUAAGACAAAGAUCAUCUACUAUGAAUAUGCAAGAUGAUGAUUUGGAUGCACUUUUAAAAUACAAUAGAAAUAUUCAAGAAAAAAUUGCUGAAAAUAUGCUUUCAAUGACUAGUAGUAUAAAAGAACAUGCUUUAGCAGCAAAUGCUAUUAUAAAAAAGGAUAUUAGUUUGCUUGAAAAAUCUGAUAAAUUAACAGAUAUUAAUACAAAUAAACUAAAAACAGAAUCAUUAAAAUUACAAGAACAUACACAAUCGUAUUGGCGAUGUUGGAUGUGGGUAAUGAUUGCAUGUGUUUUAGUUAUAUUUUUUAAUAUGGUAUUAUUUAUAAAAGUUGCAAAAAAAAGAGUUUAGAUUUAAAUUAAUAAAUAAUUAAUAAAUAUAUAUAUAAUUAAUUAAAACAAAUAAGAUUGUAUAUAAAUGUAAAUAAUACAUUUAUAUAAUUUAUAUG